AUUAGCCAAAUAGCUAAUUUUCAACUACUGUCCUUUAUGUCACAAUGCACAUAGCAUGUAAAGGUGGUCUGAAAUGUCUAUGACAAAAAAAUUACAAAGCUAAAAACUGAUCAGUGCAUUGCUGGUCUGUUAGGACCUGUAUGUCACAAGUCAGAUUCAAGCGUGACGAGAAACUGGUUUUCUUAUAUUUAGGCCUAAUAUUGAAACAGUAAAACUGUGAAACUUCCACUAGUCUCUUGAGUAGUUCUACUACUGAGAGAUCCUGAGUAAUGUUUUGGAAUAACAGAAGAAAAUUGUGACAGGCCUCUAAUUUAAAAUGAGAUCCGUUGCACUUUUACGACGGUCUCUUACUUCGUGUCCAUCACAAGUGCAACACAAGGCGAGAUUUAUCACGCACAACAGACGAGAAGUGAUACCAAAUGGUACAACGUAUUGACAAUAAACCUCAGCGGCUGUGUGAAGAACAUCAAACCGGGUAAGCUACACUUCCAGCAGCGGGUGCUGCAGUGCCGGCUGCGUUGCUAGUCGGAGGCAGAGGACGGGUCGGAGUGGGGGUAGUCAGCUAAGGAGCUUACAACGCGGCCAGCAGGCCCACGGUCGAACAGAUGCGAAGAAUGGACGGCUUCACCAUCGCAGCGAAACAUGGCAUAUAAAGGGAGGCGUUGUUCGGUACUGCUGACAUCGACAUAACUGGAUCAGACCUCCUGAAGGAAUGUUCACCCUCACAGAAGUAGCAUCCCUGAAUGACAUCCAGCCAACCUAUCGAAUACUGAAACCAUGGUGGGAUGUCUUCAUGGAUUAUCUUGGUAUUGUCAUGUUGAUGUUGGCCAUAUUCUCUGGAACGAUGCAGUUAACUAAGGACCAAGUGGUUUGUCUUCCCAUUCUGGAACAAACUCCAGAGGGGGUUGGAGGCUUCUUAGGACCCCAACCACCAGAGACAGCUGACAGUUUAUGGAACAAAGAAAGCGCCAUUGGAGAGCAAGCAGCUCCGUUAAUGGCUAAAAGGCCUCCUGAUGGCAUCACCCCUUCAAUUCGCUUCACCCAAUCGAGUGCUUUUGGCCAGCCUCAACCUACGGGUGUCAGGACCAAGCUGGAUUUUCAGCAAUAUGUUUUUGUCAAUCAGAUGUGCUACCAUGUUGCCCUUCCCUGGUAUUCCAAAUAUUUUCCUUACCUCGCUCUAAUUCACACUAUUGUGUUGAUGGUCAGUAGCAACUUCUGGUUCAAGUAUCCAAAGACAAGUUCCAAAAUAGAACAUUUUGUUUCCAUACUGGGAAAAUGUUUUGAAUCACCAUGGACUACCAAAGCACUGUCUGAGACCGCAUGUGAGGAUUCAGAGGAGAACAAGCAGAGACUGGCCGGUGCCUCCUCUCUCCUAAAGCAUCUGUCCACAAGCAGUGAGGAGGGGAGUCCAAACCAGUCCGCACCAAUGCUGAAUAAAUCUGGGGUGACGUUUUCUGUUGAAAAGCUUGUGAGUGAAGUUCCCUCCAUGACCAUACUGGACAAGAAAGACGGUGAGCAAGCAAAAGCCUUGUUUGAAAAAGUCCGUAAAUUCCGUGCCCAUGUAGAAGAUAGUGAUUUGAUUUACAGGCUGUAUGCCAUUCAGACAGUCAUCAAAACGGUCAAAUUUAUUCUGAUUCUAUGCUACACAAUGACUUUUGUUGCCUCUAUAGAUUUUGACCAUGUAUGUGAGCCGGAAAUAAAGCAUUUGACUGGAUAUACCAAGUUCCAUUGUACGCACAACAUGGCAUUCAUGUUAAAGAAACUCCUUGUUAGUUAUAUUGCUAUUAUAUGUGUUUAUGGCAUAAUCUGUAUAUACACACUUUUCUGGCUUUUUCGGCGACCACUUAAGGAGUAUUCCUUUGAAAAAGUUAGAGAGGAGAGCAGCUUCAGUGACAUUCCAGAUGUUAAGAAUGACUUUGCGUUCCUCCUCCACAUGGUCGAUCAGUACGACCAGCUGUAUUCAAAGCGUUUUGGGGUUUUUCUCUCUGAGGUGAGUGAGAACAAACUUCGGGAAAUCAGUCUGAACCAUGAGUGGACCUUCGAGAAGUUGCGACAACAUGUGACGCGCAAUUCUCAAGAAAAGUUGGAACUCCAUCUUUUUAUGCUCUCUGGAGUCCCAGAUGCUGUGUUUGAUCUCACUGAUUUGGAAAUCCUUAAACUAGAAUUAAUCCCAGAGGCCAGGAUAACAGCUAAGAUCUCACAAAUGAUAAACCUCCAGGAGCUUCACUUCUAUCACUGUCCAGCCAAAGUUGAACAGACUGCUUUCAUUUUUCUUCGCGAUCACCUUCGGUGCCUUCAUGUCAAAUUCACUGAUGUUGCUGAGAUUCCUAGCUGGGUGUACAUGUUGAAAAAUUUGAGGGAACUGUACUUGGUUGGUAACCUGAACUCUGAAAAUAACAAAAUGAUCGGACUCGAGUCUCUACGAGACCUUAGGCACUUAAAGAUUCUGUAUCUCAAGAGCAACCUCACAAAGAUCCCAACAAACAUAACAGAUCUGUCUCCACAUCUGAUCAAGUUGGUUGUUCAUAAUGAUGGUACAAAGCUGUUAGUGCUGAAUAGUUUGAAGAAAAUAAUGAAUCUUGCCGAACUGGAGCUUCUGAACUGUGAGCUGGAGAGAAUCCCUCAUGCUAUCUUUAGUUUGACCAACCUUCAGGAAUUGGAUCUAAAAUCCAACAACAUUCGUACCAUUGAGGAAAUCAUCAGCUUUCAGCACCUUAAGAGACUGACUUGCCUGAAACUUUGGCACAAUAAGAUCAUCACCAUUCCAUUGUCAAUUAGCCAUGUCAAAAACCUUGAGUCACUCUAUCUCUCACACAACAAGCUCGAGUCUCUACCCUCAUCGUUAUUCACUCUUCUCAAGUUGAGGUACCUCGAUGUUAGCCAUAACUCUAUAGUGGUAAUACCACUGGAGGUUGGCUUUCUUCAGAACCUCCAACAUUUUGCCAUUACAGGCAACAAAGUCGAGGUAGUUCCCAAGCAACUGUUCAAGUGCACCAAACUGAGGACCUUAUGUCUCGGCCACAACUGUAUCUCCUCGAUUCCAGAAAAAAUUGGCCAACUUUUGCAGUUGACACAUCUGGAACUGAAGGGAAACUGUCUGGAUCGUCUCCCAGCUCAGCUUGGUCAAUGCUGCCUCUUGCGAAGGAGCUGUCUGAUUGUGGAGGAUCAUCUCUUUGAUUCACUCCCCAUGGAGGUCAAAGAGAGCGUCAAUCAGGAAACUAGUGUUUCUAUUACAAAUGGUUGUAAGUGUCUAAGUGAGGGGCGGUAGUCAAAUCCUACCAUCAAAUAUUGUACAUUUCAUCAUAAGUAUACAGAUGUCUUUUUUGAAUCAUGUCAUUAGAAACAGUAGUUCAGGAUACAGUACUGGUAUGCUUCACGAUUUUUAGCAGCUUCUAAAAUGAACACACCACAGCACAUACAAGGUUGGUACCACUGGAGAAACUUUAAAUGAACUCCAGAAAUUAUCAUGGCUUAUGACAUAUAUUUAUAUACAUAUAUUUAUUUUUCUUAUUUUUAUUUGGUUUUUGGUUUAUGUAGGUGCAUAGUUGCAGUCAAAUCACUGCUUAUAUUUUUUACUUUUUGUAUGCAAAAAUAUCUAUAAUAGAGCAAUGGAAAUUUGUGUAAUUUUGAAAUAAUCCACCUUUUUAUCUCAUUUUUCAUUUGUUUUUUUGUUGUUUUUUUUUUCAGAUUAACUAUUGCAUAUAUAUUUGAUUGACCUCAGCUUAAAGAGAUUGUUUACUCAAAAUACAUCUCACUUUCCUGUAAUGGUAUGUGGCCAUGCAGACACUUUUGAUUUUGGUUUUAUUGAAACCGCAGAGUCUAAGAGUCUAACUCUGUGGUGCUAAGUGCAAUAAAAUUAAAUGUUAUAUGUGAAAAAGUUCAACAGCAACAUUUCUUUCCACAACAACAUAUUCAUUAACCUCAGUAAGACCUUGCAGAUGUUUUUACACCUACAUUUGAUCAAAUUAAUAUUCAUAGUGAAACCUGUUUACAGAGUGUGUACAAGUGCUUUGAUUAUUUGAGUGACCGGACAUUAUUCUGGAAAGAAAUGUUGCUGCUGAAAUGUUUAAUGCUGUAAACAUCAUACAUAAAAUUGGGUGCACUGAUGCUUAAACUAUGGUUUAUUUAAGAAAGUCUCCACUUCACAGGGAAGGCUGCUAAAAGUAUUUGAAAGCUCCAUGAAAAGAUAAUAAGUGGACCUCGGGUAAAGAUUAUUAUUGCCUACUACUGCUUUCAAGGUCAAGCAUGACUCUUUAUAACUACAGUACAGACCAUACAAAGAACAAACUGAAGAACUCUGUAGGUAUAACCGUAUUAUUAACUGUAUGCAUUCCAGUUUGAAUAUGCUUGUAAUACGUUUUCAAAUGAAAUACCCAAAAUAAAGGGUCCUUUUUGAUGCUUUUUCUUUCUUCCUGAAAGGUACUGAAUCACGCCAUCGCUACCACUAUUUGAUAUAGCUGUUUUUUUUUAAAGGAGUACACAGUAGAUUGUUUUCUUUCUUGUGUACAGCCAACCCACAAUGACUUUUUUCAUUAGUUGUAAUUUUGCUCUCAUGUUUAAUUAUCUUUUAUUAUAUCUCUCCCCUGAUACUGUAUUUAUGAGGUAUUUUGUGUGCUCUUUGUUUGUAUUUAUUAUCUCCUUGUGUUUUAUCUGUCCUCUGCACAACACUUUAUCAGUCUGGUUUUAAAAUGUGCUAUAUAAAUAAAGGAAUUAUUUAAUAUA
Scatophagus argus is the source of this 4722-nucleotide messenger RNA. RefSeq names its product leucine rich repeat containing 8 VRAC subunit Db (gene lrrc8db). The record is from RefSeq and is a predicted model, not a curated record. Bases 713 to 3268 code for a protein of 851 amino acids. The transcript has 2 exons. NCBI's taxonomy places the organism in Eukaryota, Metazoa, Chordata, Actinopteri, Scatophagidae. Gene Ontology annotation, molecular function: protein binding.